AUGACUGAGGAUUUCGAAGACGCUGGACAGCGAUAUGCCUUCCUUCUGCGUCCUGUUAAGGAUCUAAGCAAAAAUUUUGAAAUUAACAUCGCAAAGGAACUCGACGAUUAUUGUCAGCAACUUAGGAACGCUGCUGAAAAUGAGGAGUAUGGCGUUGAUAAUCAGCACAGGUUCAACUUUGCGGAGGCAGCAAUGCUCAUACAGGGAUCAGCUUUCGUGUUCGGACGGAAGGUGGACUACGUACAUUCUCAAGCUCUUCAUUUCUUCGAAGCCUUGAAACCUCAGAAAUCAAAGAAAAAGAAGAAAGCAGGAGAUGAUGAUGAUGAAGGAUUCGUAGACGACGAUGGAGCUCCACUUGAUCCUUGCGAUCUUCUAGAUUUCACUAACAUAAAAUGCUGCAUUCCAAAUUCUCUUUAUAAGGACUAUCAUAAGUGUAAAUUCAAGGGAAAACCCCCAAAAAUAACCGUAAUGCCCAUGUCGUUGAUGCCUUUGUCUGAUGAUGAGAAAAAUGGCGUUUUGAUCUAUUCCACAGGCUAUAGACAGGAAAUUGUUGGCAAAAUGGAUGAUUUCAAAAUGAAUGCUGGUUUUUUGAAUAAUGACGGAGUGCUGCUUCUUCAACUCGCUCAUAAUAAAAUAGUGAAUGAUUUCGCUAGUGAAGCGUUUCUUCGGUUGUGGCAUCCCUAUUUGUUUGCAAAUCCCGAAGAACCAAAAAAUCCGUUAGAUUCACAACGGAAUGAUACGGAUUCUGGCCGAGGGACACCAACAGAAAACGCGAAUAUAGAUGCUGGCAGAGCAUCUAGUGCUAUCGAAUUGGCUAGAAGAGCAACAUCCGGAACUAUCACCGAUUUGCAUUCCGCAAGGCCAAGCACUUGCCUUCUGGAAGCUCCGGAGACUCAGUCACAAAAGAUGGAAGUUGAUGAUGGGGGAGAUGAUGGUGGCGCAUGCUGUUAUGAUGACGAGUUUGAUACGGCUGCAAGUAUGCACAUUCCUGAACCAGAAGCUGUUUCUAAGCGUCAAUCUCGAAUGCAAAAGCAGCAACCACGAAUCACUCCUUGGGAGACAACUGAUGAGGACUUGGAAAGUGACCCCACAGAAAAUCUCAGUGUUGAUCCGUUUACGAGUGUGCAAUGGAAAACGAAACCUGUAGAGACGAUCAAACGCUUCAUUAAGGGGACGGCGAUUGCGACGAGAUUGGAAAAGGUGGAGAAGGCUACAAUGACCUUCCAGAAACAGACUAUGCAGACAAAUGAUUACGUAAGAGAGCACUUUUACAUGCGUAAGAAGCAUAAAACUAGCAAGGGAGAUGACUGGCAAGCAGAUGCCUUAUAUCGCUUUAUCCUUGCUGUCAUGAAGAGAAGAGCGGAAGCUAAGCGGGAGCGAAAGGCGAAAGCCCGGCCAGCUAUUGAAGCCGUCUAUAACGAGGAUCUGGACGAUGGAGGCAAUAUCGAUGAUGAUGGGGAUAUUGACCAGGGAAACAACGAAAAUAUACCACCGAAAAACGUAGCAGGUCAUGGAGAUUCGGAAACAAACUUUCUAGGAAAAGAGGGCAACGUAGUUGAGGCACAAGAUGUCGUUUCCGCGGAGCCACUGAAGUUCGGUGACAUCGAAGACGAUGACUUGCAGAAUUCUAUAGAUAUUAAUUCUUUAUACGGAGGUUGUCAACCUAGCGGAGAGACCCAGUGUCACGACGACGGCCAUCCGCAUACAAGAAAACACAGCCUACUAGCUCUCCUCCAUGAACACAUGCUGAAAUUUUGGUCAACCACCGAAGAAGUUACGUCUGAGCUGGUGACUCGCGUCCAGGAAUGGGAGGAUACAAUGAUGCCAAUACUUGAGGAAGAAGAAACACGGAAGGAGUUCGAUAUCCACGAAUAUGGUGAUGAGCUACUCAAUAUGUUCAAAGAAGUAGGCGAAGUGAAAACUAUUGACGAACUAAUGGAAGGGAGGAAGAGAUAUGAGAUAAGUCGAUAUUUUCUUGCGUGUCUGAUGAUGGCGAACACAUACAACGUGAAAGUGGAGGAUGAAGUGCGGACGGACGGUGUUGGGCGACAGCUGAACACUAUGAGAGUCACACUCCUGAAAAGAGACCGACAUCACGAAGUAUUCGAUCAAGCUGGAGCUUUAUAG
Molecule: messenger RNA, 2127 nt
Organism: Necator americanus (New World hookworm)
Lineage: Eukaryota; Metazoa; Nematoda; Chromadorea; Rhabditida; Ancylostomatidae
Exons: 15
Coding region: 1-2127 (708 amino acids)
Biological process (GO): mitotic sister chromatid separation; meiotic chromosome condensation
Cellular component (GO): condensin complex; nucleus
Molecular function (GO): chromatin binding
Source: RefSeq, a predicted model, not a curated record